Clonostachys rhizophaga is the source of this 5043-nucleotide messenger RNA. The record is from the annotation of a GenBank genome assembly. Lineage: Eukaryota; Fungi; Ascomycota; Sordariomycetes; Hypocreales; Bionectriaceae.
AUGGUUGGAGCCAGCAUCAUCUUGGCAUCGUUUGCCGCCCACGCCUUAUCGUUUGCUCAUGGCGAGGCUCCUCCCAGCAAGGAUCCAUGUCCCAACAAGUCGAUCUGUGUCGGUAACUACUACACGCCCGUCUUCAUUAGCAUUGACCCGGGGGAUUGUAAUGCAAAAAGUUGCAAACCCGACCAACUGUGUGUCGCCGGUAGAUGCCAACCCCUAAAGAUCGGCGACGCUGACCACGAAAAAUGCGGUGAUGCGCAGACUGCUUGUGCCUCUGGCCAGUGGUGCAAGAGCGGAGCCUGUCACUCCAUCGACGUCGUCACCGAUUCCCUGAAUUGUGGCGGAUCCAGCAAGUGUAAGGCUGGUGAAGUGUGUCUCAACAACGUGUGCGCAGCCAUCAAGCUUGGGGACGACCCAGCAUUCUGCGGAACCGAGAGAGAAGCUUGUGACCCAGGGCAAGUCUGUCUGGAUGGUACUUGUACUCCGGUCACCGUGGGCAUAAGUGCCAAGCCAUGCUCCCGGAACGAAGAAUGCCCCUACAGCAACAAAUGUAACGGAAACGUCUGUGAGCCCAUUGUCAUUAGCACCAACCAAACACGCUGCGGAAGGGAGUCCGAAUCCUGCAAGCCUGGUAGCAUUUGCGUGUCAGGGAGUUGCAAGGCCAUUAGUUCCCCUGACUCUAAGGGGAGCGAGUGUCCCCCCGGGACUGCCAAGUUCGGUGACCAGUGCCAAGCGCUCCGUAUCAGCACUGACAACUCGACUUGUGGCACGGCUAAGGAUGGCUGUGACAUUGGUCAGAUUUGUAUCUCUGGCGUCUGCGUUGACAACCUUUUCGAUGCUUCGCUUGCCAUUCUGAGCCCAUGUACCAGUCUCGGUCAAUCUCCUGAUUAUGAUGGAACGUACUCUGGUGGUAAACAAAAUCAACCGCAUGACGAUGGAGGCCACAAUGAAUCUCAUGAUGAUGGCGAAAGCUCUGGCCAUGGCUCCCACAGUGGAGAUUACCUUGAGGAUAAUGGAUCUUCCCGGGAUGGUGGAAACUCUAACAACCGUAUUCCUGUUGGAUGGCAUAGGCCAGACACCCCAAUAUCCCAGCCGGGCGACGGCACCUGCUACUGGCCCAUCGAAGGCUAUUGCCGCAACGGCGAGGUAUACAUGAACGGAAUCUGCGUGGAUAUUAUUGGUGACGCAGAGAAUUGCUCCGGUCCGGGACAGGCCUGCCCAUCGAAAAAUAUAUGCUGUCGCGGAGACUGCUACCCAGUUGACGUGUUCUCUGACCCCGAUAACUGCAGUAGCAAGGCGUGUGGACCGGGCCAGGUUUGUACGGAUGGUGACUGCAUCCCUUGUGUUGUCGAGCCUGACCCGUCCAAGUGCGGCCAAAUAGACUGUGGUCCCGGCAAGCUCUGUAUCUCAGGGGUUUGCGCUGACAUAAAGGAUGACGCCCAAAACUGCGGUGCUCCUGGAGUUGCCUGUGAUGCUGACAACAUCUGCAUUCUUAACACCUGCAUCCCCAUCAACCCUAGUGGAUCUGGUUCUUGUAACGACCGAUGCUCUACUAAUGAUAUAUGUGUUGACGGAAGUUACAUUCCCAUCGGAAAGCCUCCUAUCCAGUGUGAGCCUGAGUGUGGCCCAGAGAGUGUCUGCCUCAACGGGCAAUGCCUCAAUAUCGGCCACCCAGGCACCUGCAACACUCCUGGGAGUAAGUCAGACUUGAGUCGCCCGUGCCCCUCUGGCUUAUCUGCAUGGAUGGGGCCUGUGUUCUAUUUUCUACUCCUGACCUGUGUGAUGCGGAUGGAAACAAGUGCGCAGAGGACUCUGUCUGCGUCUUGGGCAACUGUAUCCCGAUCGGCAACCCAGCCCAGUGCGGCCCCGAUGGCAAUGUCUGCUCACCCAAUAACAUUUGCCUGGGGCGUUACUGUACUCCUAUCGAACAUCUUACCUGUGACGGCAACAGUGACUGCCCUGCGGAUCAGGUCUGCAGCGACGGUAUUUGCGCUCCCAGAACUGGCAGCUGUAACAAUGAUAGCGACUGUCCCACUGACCAAACAUGCAAAGGGAACAUCUGUGCGCCGGUAACUACCGUUGGCUGUGGAAAGGAUGAGGAUUGCCCUGCCGGCCAGGCAUGCAACGAUCGCAACAUAUGCGAGUCAACAUCUUCGAGCUGUACAGCGGAUACUGACUGCCCUCCGAACCAUUUCUGUUCUUACCCAGACAACUCCUGUCAGCUGAUUGGACCUGUGGACUGCAGUUCAGAUGAGGACUGCCCUGAGAACCAUUCAUGCAACCAGGAUCUAAAUGUGUGCGAACCCACAGAGCCGGUUACCUGUAGCAGUGAAGCCGACUGCGCUGCGGGCCAGUCAUGCGACUUAGAGAGUGGUGUUUGUGAGACUGUUCCCCCUAGAGACUGCGUCUCUGAUGAAGAAUGCCCGACUGGUCAGAGCUGCUCCGUUCAUAACUUCUGCACGGUCUCGCCUUCCUUCUGUAUGGAUUCUUCUGUUUGCUCCGACGGCGAGUUCUGCUCAGAAGAGUCCCAUACGUGCGAGCCUGUUGAUGGAACUCCCUCCGAGACCAAUAACGACUGCCCUGUUGAUAGCACGUGUAACGUGGCCCUCAAAGUGUGCGAGCUUACCUCGCCAGAUGAGUGUGAAUCAGAUAGCGACUGUCCCUCUGGUCAACAGUGCAACACUGCCAUUAACGUUUGCGAGAUCCUUUCUUCCACUCCUUGCGAGUCUGACAGCGAGUGCCCUGAUGGCCAGGUUUGCGACGGCGAGAGUGGGAUUUGCACCACACCUCCUAACGUCUGCCAGUCUGAUGAAGACUGCCCAGAUGGCCAAUCCUGCGACCAGGAGUCAUCUUGCCAGCCGAGUGGCCCAGAAACUUGUAUUACAGAUGAGAACUGCGCUAGUGGAUAUGUUUGCAACGCCCAACUCAGCAUCUGUGAGCCUGAUACACCAGCCAGCUGCCAGACCAAUCAGCAGUGUCCCGCUGGGCAGACCUGCAACGUUGAUCUCAAUACCUGCGAGAACUCGCCACUAAGCUGUGCUUCCAACAGUGACUAUUCUAAUAAUGAGGUCUGUAACCCGGAAACCAAUACUUGCGAACCUGACGGACAGGCGACGCCCUGCGAGAGCGACGCCGACUGCACCGAAGGGGAGAGUUGCAAUGCUGAUACUAGUAUCUGCGAGCCUACGUCACCCGAUAUUUGUAACUCAGAUGAUGACUGUCCAUCGGGUCAGGAGUGCAAUCUUGAGGUUGGGAGCUGUGAGCCUUUGUCGCCAGGAAACUGCACCUCAAAUGACGACUGUCCAGCAGGCCAGAUUUGUAACCAAGAUGAAGGUUCUUGCAUAGUUGGAGAACCGAACACUCCCUGCCAAUCUGACGAAGAGUGCCCGGCCGGACAGAGUUGCGACCAGACAAGCAAUAUUUGCGCGCCCUCUACCGACUUUUGUCAAUCCAACAACGACUGUGACCUAGGGACACAAUGCAAUCUUGACAGCAUGACUUGUGAGGUUAUUCCCGGCUUCUGCAGCUCUGAUGACGAGUGCGGCAAUGGCCAGACGUGCGACCUCGAUACCAAUGUGUGCGAAGAAGCGCCAGAGUGUGAAGCUGACAACGAGUGCGAGGCAGGCCAGUUCUGCAACACGGGGAGCAACACUUGCGAGGACAUUCCUGGCUUCUGUACAAAUGACUCCAAAUGCCCUCAAGGCGAGAACUGCAACCUGGUGGAUAAUACCUGCGGGCCUAUCGACGGCUAUUGCACUUCUAGCGAGGACUGCGAGCAAGGCCAAAGCUGCAAUAUUGAUGAGCCCAUUUGCGAGGAUAUUCCCGGCUACUGCGCUUCUAAUGGCGAUUGCUCCCCCGGUCAGAUAUGCAACACUGCCACCAGUGUUUGCGAGAACGAUCCCGAUUUCUGCGGCUCGCAGGACCAGUGCGAAGAGGGGCAGUCCUGCAAUCUCGUCCUCAAUAUCUGCAAGGACAACUCCGACACCUGCACUGACGACAGCCAGUGCCCGGCGGGUCAACAGUGCAACUCUGCCAGCCAGGCUUGUGAGGACAUUCCUGGCUACUGUGUCGAUGAUUCCCAGUGUAGCCAAGACCAGACCUGCAACCUAACCACUAAUAUGUGUGAGGAUCGCGGUCCUGGAUCCUUCUGUCUCGACAAUUCCGACUGCGAGGAGGGUCAGACCUGCAACACCGAGUCCAAUACCUGCCAAGAUGCCCCAGCCCCCUGCACCGGUGAUGGUGACUGUCUCGAUGGUCAAUAUUGCGAUGAUGAAAGUAACUCCUGCGAGGACAUCCCGGGAUUCUGCCAGAGCCAGAGCGACUGCGAAGAAGGCCAGACAUGCAAUACAGAGUCCAACACAUGUGAGAAUAUUGACGGAUACUGUGCCAAUGAAGCCGACUGUAGUGAGGGCGAGACCUGCAACCUGGAAACACAGCUCUGUGAGCCGAUCGAGGGCUUCUGUCAAGACACUACAGACUGUCCAGCCGGUCAGUCUUGUAACACCGGGACCAACGCCUGCGAACCUAUUGAUGAAUUCUGUCAAGAUACUAUAGACUGCCCCGCUGGCCAAUCUUGUAAUACUGAGUCUAACAUGUGUGAGCCCAUUGAUGGGUUUUGUCAAGAUACUAUGGAUUGUCCUGCCGGCCAAACUUGUAAUACUGGCUCUAACACUUGCGAACCGAUUGAUGGUUUCUGCCAAGAUGCUACAGACUGUCCUACUGGUCAGACUUGCAAUGCCGGGUUCAACAUUUGCGAACCUGUUGACGGUUUCUGCCAAGAUACUACAGAUUGCCCUGCUGGUCAGUCUUGCAACACUGGAUCCAACACCUGUGAGCCCAUUGACGGCUACUGCACCAGUGACUUGGACUGUGACGAAACCGAGGACUGCAACCUAACCAACAACACUUGCGAACCCAGUUCGUCCAGCUGCCAGACCAACGACGAAUGUCCCGAGGGCCAGACCUGCGAUGCGGGUACUUGCAUCUCAGGAGAGCUGGGCGGUGAUUGUGGGGAAGGUUGCACUAUCGGUAUAUGUCUUCCCUUGA